Molecule: messenger RNA, 3085 nt
Organism: Poeciliopsis prolifica (blackstripe livebearer)
Lineage: Eukaryota; Metazoa; Chordata; Actinopteri; Cyprinodontiformes; Poeciliidae
Source: RefSeq, a predicted model, not a curated record
GGAAGUGCUCCCCGUCUUUAUGCAAAAGUCCGGACCUUCAUCUCUUCGGAUCGCCUGGAUCCACUGCCUCCGUUGGUCCGGGUCCGUGGGGAACGCAUGAUUUGACAGAUAAGGCUGGGAAGUGAACGAAAACAACUGCGCCGAGACUGAGCCAUUUUCCUAGCCUUUUAAUGCUGACGCUAUAGCCGCCGGAAGUUGUCCAACACCACAUCCUCUUUCAAACCCGAAAGAGUGAAAAAGGUCUAUUACUUACGCAACCUUACCACUUCUUAUCAACAGCGAAUUUUCCAGGACUCCUGUUUGUUGUUUUCUGGAAGAAGCUAACUAGCCAAUUGUGUGUGGUUGCUAGGUAAAAAUAACAAACAUUUGGCCAAUCAGCAUCGCUAAAAUCAAUGUCUCUAGUGUGCCCUGUCAUUGUAGACGCCCGGUAAGUUCUGUGUUCCUAUGGUAAUAAAGUUGAAAAUGGCGGUAAUGGCAGCAGAGGGAAUCUUAAGUCCCCACCUUGAUGACACUGCGGAGGAUUUUACAGAUGGUGAAACCCACUGUGGAAAACCAGAUGGCAGCUACACCCAUUAUAGUGCCAGGUCAAAGCAGUAUGAAGUGAGAGUAACGUUUCACGGAGGAAAUGGGACAUAUACAAGAGCUUCAACAAUUCAGCAGCGUGACAAAACCAAGCCGAAAGCUAAAGGGCAAGAGGACUUGAGAAAACAAUUAGAGGAAUGCUGACCUGCAUAAACAAACUCAGCUUAACAUUUUUUUCCCCCCUCCCGAUUAAAUCACAACAACGAGGCAAUUUCAAGAAAAGACACUCCUGUAAACAAGCAGUGUUUUGGUCUUUAUAAGAGCAAAACAGACACGUUCCAACAGCAUCCGUACAGAGGGACAGAACAGCGCAAGUUUGGACAGAUUCGUCACAUAGAGCUGAGCCUCGGGGUAACUAUCUCAUCUGGGAUCUACAGGAAGAAUGAGGAGCAUGUGAAGUUCAUUGUCAAGUCACUGGAAAUCUUUGUGCUGAUGGCUGAUGAACUCACUUGUGCUCAGAGAGUUAAAUGAGUUAUCAAUCAGCUUUUAAAGUUGAAGUCACUCACUCGGAUGAACAGCGCAAGUCGGUUAUUUCUGGUGUGCCGGCAGCAUUUCCUUUUCAUCGCAAUAUAGACCUCUAGUCUCCCUAAAGCUUAUUAAAACGUUUCUGGGAGUCCAACUCAAGCAACUGAGCUCUGCAGGCCAAACGUUAUGGAAGGGAAGUUUCAUAGUGCUCAGGAUUUUUUCAGCUGGCUGUGGACCUUUGCUGUGGACAAACACAACCAGGUCUACAACACCGUCUGCCUGGUCGUCCUGCUGACGCUUCCUCUGCUCGUCUUCCUCACCACUGUGGUGGUGUGCUGCCACUGCUGCUGCUGUUGCCCUGAUAGGUGCUGCUGCUGCUGCCCUGAUAGCAGCUGCUGCUGCUGCUGCUUUACAGGCUCUUUGAGGAUGAAAAACAGUUCAUCCAACAGCGAGGACUUGUGGAUAUCCGUGAGGACUGAACCGAUGACUCCUGAUGGGGUCGCUAUAGGAGGUAGCGACUUUGUUUUGAGCAUUUCCAGUAUCCAGAAUUAACGCACUGGUGCCGAUCAGUCAUUGAAAAGAUGCAAAACUGGAUGUGGAUAUCGUUCAAAUAAAAAGAACUUUGUAUUGUCGUGGGCAUAGACAUGGCUGAGACAAGUUUGUUUUUGUAUAUAAAUACUUGUCACUUUGUAUUCACAUGAUGCUGUGUGUUCUGGUUUUAUGACAGUGUUUACAACAUUUUUAUGAGCUUUUUUAGUGUGUGGUACAUAAAGACGAAAUAUGCAGACUCAAAUAUAUCUAUAUAUAUAUAUAUAUAUAUAUAUAUAUAUAUAUAUAUAUAUAUAUAUAUAGAUAUAUAUAUAGAUAUAUAUAUAUAUAUAUAAAUGCAAGUGUGUGCGAUGUGUGUGUCAGGUAGAGAGGCCUAGAGUUAUUGGGAGAACUUUGUUCUUAGAGCUCCCAUGUGAAAUUCAAUGCAUCCAUAUUUGGGAGAGGGAGCAAAGGAAAUGUUUGCUCACUGCUCAAACAGCUGUACUGGCACCUAUUUUCCAGAGAGCAGACUGAAAAACAGCAGUGAUAUUCAGCCUUUAUUUUAUUUUAUUUUUUAAAAACAAUUAUUGUUCAAUCAAAGAUAUGUUUGUCCAGAGAUUGGAAUCAUGGACAGGGUUCUCACAUUAACGGAAGAUGAAGAAUAGAGGCAGUUUGUUAAGCAGUCACAAGAAAACAAAUUGAAAUCAUUUGUUUUUAGAAACUCAGCAGUGUGUGUAUCGUGGCUCGUUUUGGAUUUGAAGCACCGGGAAAAUAAAAUGUCAUUUCAAGAUAUAGAAAAAUAAUUAUUCACCGGCUUGGUUUUUGAUUGACGUGUGUUUCAGUGCACUGCAACUUAACAAUAGUGAAUGCAAGCCACUACUUCAGUGCAAAAGUAAAUAUGUUUUGUGAGUUUGAUGCCAGAUUCAGGGCAGAUCAAACAGUUGCUCUUGGAUAGAAAACCUUACAGAAGGACUUUGGAAUUUAGACAGAAGGUGAUAGAAAUAAUAAAAAAAAAAAAAGCUAUUCAGCUACUAGACAUUAUUACCACACCUGUGUGUACAAGUUAUGUAUGGACAAUUAGAAUCUAGUUUUAUGAAAAUUGCUAAGCAAUAUUUUGUUUUACUAUUUUCUGAGUUCUCUCAACUGUUGUGUGUCUAUAUAUAAAUAUGGUACACAAGUGUUUACACUUGUUUACAUGUAAAGUAAACAAGUUUGAUGAGCAGUUAGUUUUGUUGCAUAUCUGAAAUACAAAAAAUUGAAACUUUAUUGAAAUUGUAUCCGAUUUCACCACAUUUUCUAUUAAUUUUAGCAACUUCCUCAAAGUUGCUAAGCAGACGUCUGUCUGCAGCGUCAUCAUCUUUAUUCAUUAGCUUACUCCGAGUUGGAGGCCAGCUCCUCUCAUUACAGCUCAGACAGACAAUAUCCCAUGUGGCGAGCAGAGAUGUCUCUCCUGCUUAAUUUUUGCUGUAUACAUAAAUCCUGUAAAACAAAUAAAUAAAUUAAAGCCUCA